Conger conger (European conger) is the source of this 1877-nucleotide messenger RNA. Its product is annotated as dual specificity protein kinase CLK1-like. The record is from RefSeq and is a predicted model, not a curated record. The coding region runs from base 153 to 1637 and encodes 494 amino acids. NCBI's taxonomy places the organism in Eukaryota, Metazoa, Chordata, Actinopteri, Anguilliformes, Congridae. Gene Ontology annotation, molecular function: ATP binding; protein tyrosine kinase activity. Gene Ontology annotation, cellular component: nucleus. The transcript is spliced from 13 exons. Gene Ontology annotation, biological process: protein phosphorylation; regulation of RNA splicing.
ACAUUCUCGACGGCCAGCGCCAUUUUGCGUUUGACUCCGAUCGGGACGGUUAAAGAAUCAUUUGUGAAGCCUUAUUCAUUUCAGUUUCACAUCGUCUUCGUUAGGGAAAAAAAACAGUUUCACAUACUAGGGAGCUUAAUUCGUUUCAGGAGAUGCGUCAGUCCAGCCGAAUGCGUUCCCCGGCCAGGUGGCUCGAUGAAUACCCCUUGGAUGAGAAGUUGGAAAUCCGCAAGCGACGGAAGAGGGACUCGCAUAGCAGCGAGAGGGAGAACAAGUACAGGAAACGUCUCCACCACAGAACAGACGACGGACACUGCCUGGAGCUGAAGACUCAGAACGAGCGCGUGGAGACCAGGGACGCCAGGGAGGAGCCCAGGUCCCGGCGCGACAGCGUGUGUAGCCGUGGCGACCGGGACCGGGACUGGCACCACUACAGCAAGUCCUCCGGCAACAGCGGCCUCAGUCGCCGUAGCAGCCGUCGCCGUAGCGACAGCCGCCGCCGUCGCCGUGGACGCAGGCGUAGCCCCUCCCGCCACGGCUCUCAGUCGAGGACCCAUCGCAGGAAAAGGCCCCGGAGUGUUGAGCGGGAGGAGGAUGAGGAGGAUGAUGAGGAGGGUCAUCUGAUCUAUCACAGUGGACACAUGCUGAGAGGAAGAUAUGAGAUUGUGUGCACGCUUGGCGAGGGAGCCUUUGGGAAGGUGGUGGAGUGCAUCGAUCGUUCAAAGGGCGGCGCCCGUGUGGCGGUGAAGAUCAUUAAGAACAUCGAUCGCUAUCGAGAGGCCGCCAUGUCCGAGGUGGAGGUGCUGGAGCAGAUGAACUCGCUCGACUGCGACCGCCGAUAUGCCUGUGUGCGGAUGCUGGACUGGUUCGACCACCACGGUCACGUCUGCAUCGCGUUCGAGCUGCUCGGGCUGAGCACCUACGACUUCCUCAAAGAGAACGCCUUCCAGCCCUUCCCCAUGGAGCACAUCAGACUCAUGGCACACCAGACCAUCAGAGCUGUGCGCUUCCUCCAUCGGAACAAGCUCACUCACACCGACCUGAAGCCCGAGAACAUCCUCUUCAUCAGCUCCGACUACGACAUGGAGUACAACGCGGCCAUGAAGCGGGAUGAGAGGACGGUGAGGAAGCCGGACGUGAAGGUGGUGGAUUUCGGGAACGCCACCUACGACCACGAGUACCACACCUCCGUGGUGUCCACACGCCACUACCGCGCCCCGGAGGUCAUCCUGGGGCUGGGAUGGGACCGGUCGUGUGAUGUGUGGAGUUUGGGCUGCAUACUGAUAGAGUAUUACCUGGGACAGACACUCUUUCAGACUCAUGACAGUAAGGAGCACUUGGCGAUGAUGGAGAGGGUGCUGGGGCCCAUCCCCACUCACAUGCUGCAGAAGACAAAGAAGCGGCGCUACGUCCACCGCGACCGGCUGGACUGGGACGAGCACGGCUCCUCCGGGAGAUACGUCAGGAAGCACUGCAGACCCCUGAAGCAAUACAUGUCCUCCAAGAGCACCGACCAGGAGCAGCUGUUCGACCUGAUCCAGAAGAUGCUGGAGUACGACCCCUCCAAACGGAUCCCCCUGGACCAGGCCCUCAAACACCCCUUCUUCCACCCGCUGAAGAAGGACCGCAAAAACUGAGCGCUUGGCACUCUCACUGCCUCAGAUCCGCCUCUCCGGGAGAGAUUCCUACCGACUGCAUCAGUCCACCCUGCCAGAACACUGUAUUACUUGCUCAGCCCUAACUUAUUGUGUGUCGUCUCAGGAAACGUACGCUUUGUGUAAAAAAGCCAGUAUCCUCGCCCGUUUUGGCGAAUGGAAUUUUUUACCUUUGGAAAAACUGUAUAAAAUUGUACAAUAAAGAUAAUGUAGAAUGAAAAA